CCACGCCCAUCAAUAGAUCUUUUUAAGAAAAAGAAGACGUGUUUCUACUGCUGCAACUUUCUCCCUUUACUUCUAAAUUGAGACUGAUCCUGUCUUUAAAUCCAAAAUACCAUCAUGGCCUCGUUUGGAGACCAAUACUACUCCACUACAUCUCUGCUGAGUUCAUUCCGUGUUGCUGAGCUAAAGGAACUAAUGAAGGCUAUGAAUACUUCAGCUGGAGGGAGGAAGAAAGAGUUACAGAUGAGGGCAGAUAAACUAGUAAUGGCUGAUGCUCCUGGCAUCCACGCUCACAUCAAAGACAUUUAUGAGAAGCAUUUCGGACGUCGGGCCAUCCCCCCGAAAGUCUCACCUCCAAAGCCUCCAAUAUCAGCGUCUACAGCCCCGGCCCCGCCCUCUUAUGUCGUCAAGUAUCCUGACGUUAAAUUCAAAUCCUAUCCUUUCUAUCAGCUGGUCGCUACCAUCAUGAGACCAACUUACCUAGUGACACAGAGUAGCAUGUACAGUCGGGAGAAGGUUAUGGUGACCCAAUUUCACUUAACACCACAACAAGUCCAGGAGAUAUUCAUAUCAGAGACCACACCCGGGAACUUUCAAACUCAAGUCAUUUUGAGACUGUGUAGGCGUGAGACCAGCUGUGAUCAGGAGGACUAUUGUCCAACAGAGUGCCGACUCAGCAUAAAUAAGAAGAGUUGUGUAAUACCAGGUUAUAAUUACAGUUUGUCCGGUCGUCCUGAUUAUAAGUACCUGAUGAAGCCGAUCAACAUUACUUCAUUUGUCCACACUUCAGCUCCUCAGGCCAACACUGUCACAGUCUCAUGGAGGGAUAGUCAUAAUGACCCACAGGGUUACUGUAUGACCAUACAGUUGGCUAGAAGCCUGUCUCCUUCAGAUCUUCUUCAAACGUUGAAAGGAAAAGGAGUUAAAUCUCCUGAAAUAUCCCGUGCCUUGGUUAAAGAAAAGUUAACAGUUGAAACUGAUUCCGAAAUAUCAGCUACCAGCCUUAGGGUAUCACUGAUUUGUCCAUUGGGUAAAGUCAAGAUGUCUUAUCCUUGUCGCUCUGUCUCUUGUAACCACUUGCAGUGUUUUGAAGCAGCAACUUACCUCCAACUAAACGAAAAGAAACCCAAAUGGUUAUGCCCAGUCUGCGACAGGAAGGCACCAUUUAUUGAACUCAUUAUUGACGGGUUAUUGAAGGAUAUCUGCUCUCAGUGCGAGGAAACUGAGAUUGAGUUCAGUGGGGAUGGGUCUUGGAAACCAAUUAGAGAAUCAAAAUCAAAAGAUACUUGUACUAUAUCAGACGCUCCAAUUAUAAUUAAUCCUUCUACAGCUACAACAGGUACUUCUUCCAACCCACCUGCUCCAGUAGUCAUUGAUUUAACUUUAGAAUCAGACGAUGAUGAUGACGAUGAUGAUAUUUCAGUUAGGAUGAAAGAUGAAGAUCAUUCUACAGUUGGUCCUAAUGCAGGCUCUGAUGGCCCACCCUCUCCAUCUCUCCUCCAACUCUCUAUACCAACAUUCCGGUUCCCCCUCCUCCCUUCCUCCCCUACCCCUUGUCCUCCCUCUCCCCCCUCCUCCUCCUCCUCGGCUCCUAAAUUCCUGAGACUUGGCCUCUCUAGCUUACCCUCUAUGGGUUCUUCCUCCAGUACCCACGUACCUGUAAUACUUGAUUCUAGGAGUCAUCCUGGCCACACCCACAAUCCGCUAGAGAAGGAUCGGCCUCGUACAAAUAUAUCGUCUAUUCCUUUUCGGAUCAUGCCACCUGCUCCUAGCCUGCUUGAUAGUUUGAAUUUAUCAGCUAGAUUGAAUGAUUCGAGACUAAUGAUUAGUUAUAAUAAUUAUGGUGGUGGUGGGAGGGGUUCUAGCAGCGAUAGUGAAGAUGAUGAUGCGUAUAUUAAUAUUGUUGAUAUGUUGAGUGAGAGGGAGAGGAGGAAGAGAAAGCGACCAACAGCUCCUGCUCGUAUAUCUUCGUCACCAGAAUCAGAUCUCUCACAAGAGAGGGAUAUGGCUCACUGUACGAGUAGCCAGGAGUCUUUACAAAUCAGCGGAGGGACGGCUCCUCUUCCUUCAACUACGGGAGAGCUCAGUCAAGCAGAGAUACAAUCAGUUCUCGACUCGAUAUUCUUCUCGACUUCCUCCUCUCUCCCUCUCUCUUCUUCUCUUCCUUCGACCGUAUCUCAGUCUUCUUCUUCCUCUGUCACUACUACUGAAGCUGAUCUCGUCCAGCAGCAACAGCAACAGUGUCUGGUUGAUGAAGAAUCAGCAGGGACAAGACCUUCUACUCAAGCUAAGUAUGUCACCUCCACUUCUUCAGGAAGAAGGGUUGGUACUCAAGUCUCCUUGUCCCACCUGUUACAUUCUCAUUUAUACAUCACCCAGUCCUCCCUCUCUCUCGGCCCCACUGGUACUCAAUCAUUCGCUGGUUUUACUGGUAUUGUCACAUCAGUGGAUGAGUCAAGAGGCGUGGUCUCGCUAUCCUUGACUCCGCCCACAGCCAGUAUCCAUACCUUGCUCCUCUAUCGUCCGAGCGUCCAGUUAUUAGAACCUAUUAGGCCUAAGGAAGGAGAUAUGGUAAGAGUUAUCAGAGGACCUAGUGCUGGUCUUGAAGGAAAACUUGAUGUCUGCAAAGAGACAUUUCAGUUCAUGAUACGGAGUUUAUGUGGGACUUAUGGACAACUAAUCGGGAUUAAUGAUCUUGUCAAACUAGUCAGACAGGCUUCGACGAUGCCUACAGCCACGCCCACGUCUCCUCACCCUGCCCUUUCCCCUUCUCCCCCUCCCUCCCGCCCACUCUCUCUUGGAACUAACGAAUUCUAUGUCACGCCCUCUAACCAGUUAUAUGAAACCACGCCUCUUUCUUACGAAGCGAUGAGUCCUUCCCUCUCACCUUCCAGCCCCUGGACUCCGUAUUCUCCUCAAGAACCAACCGAAAGCAUCUCUGUCCUUCCCUCCCCUCUCUCUCCCCCAUCCACCAUGUUCCCUUCUCAUACUCACCUUCCUUCUCCAUCAUUGCAAAGCCACGCCCCCUCACUAAGAAACCACGCCCACCAAAUGCUACCAUACUCUCAAUACGGCCAGUGUAGUCUAUAUCCUCCAGGCCAUGCCUCCUCCGCAGUUAUGGCUCAGUGUCGGGUCCCUAUGGGCGGAGUCAAUCAGUCGCUCCGUCUCCCCUCUCCCUACAUGAGAUUCAGUAGAUUACAAGCUCCGCCUACUUAUAACCAGUCAAUUGCUGGUCGUGUUAAUGGAUCAAUCGCCUCCCAGAAUGGUUAUAGAGACAGGAGUAUUUCUGCUCCAGGCUCCGCCUACCAGAGCAGAAGUGGUCCGGGCCAGACCUCAAGGGAUUCUUGCUGUAUCUUAAAAAAGAUAUUCAAUUAUUCUUCAAGCCCCGCCCCCUCUAACGAGUCCAACAUCAUUGAACAGUUAAAGAACUUGGCUUGUCCCUCCAAUGGUACAUCUAAAUUCAAAUCUCCUGUUUCUUGUCCGGGCCGAGUGAUACAGCCUGACCUGCUGAUAGAUAAAGUGAUUAAUAACCUGAUGUGUAUAGAACCACCUGAUGACUGGUACAGCAGGGGAACCAAUGACCAAGAAAGAAUGAGUGUAUCUGAUGAGAUAUGUACUGAGAGUGUAGUGGUAUCAUCAAACUGUCCACUUACUAAACAGAAGAUGGCCUACCCCAGUAGAGGUCUCCAUUGCUACCAUUUACAAUGUUUUGAUGCCAAGGCUUUUCUACAAAUGGCUUUGAGAAAGUAUAGGAAGAGCGUGACAUCCAAAGGUCAAGGGUCUGGGUCUAAUGGUUUCUGUGGAGGAGUCUGUCUGAAGUGUCCAGUGUGUAAUAAAGGGAUUGGGCUGAAGGAACUAAUUAUUGACAAAUAUCUAAAGAAGGUUCUAGAGGUCACUGAUGCUCUAGAGCUCCAGUGUCAUGGUAACGGUAAUUGGAAGCCAGUGGAAAAGAUUGAUCAGACUCCGCUGUCAGUGAUUGACUUAACACUUGAUGAUGAUGAUUGAUUGAUUGAUUGUUUAUUUAUUAAUUUAUUAUUGUUUUCUCGCUCUUUCUCUACCAACUAUU
Amphimedon queenslandica is the source of this 4063-nucleotide messenger RNA. Its product is annotated as serine-rich adhesin for platelets-like. Gene Ontology annotation, biological process: protein sumoylation. Lineage: Eukaryota; Metazoa; Porifera; Demospongiae; Haplosclerida; Niphatidae. Gene Ontology annotation, molecular function: SUMO ligase activity; zinc ion binding. The record is from RefSeq and is a predicted model, not a curated record. Gene Ontology annotation, cellular component: chromatin. Bases 115 to 4002 code for a protein of 1295 amino acids. The transcript is spliced from 22 exons.